AAUAAAGACACUUUUCUUGGCGUCAUCGAACCUCAAAAGUCACUUGUCCCAAGCACACCUUUUGUUACUCUUGCUGAUAUCCCUCCACGAUGAGUAACAAACUACAAAAUAACCUUUUUCAGCUCAAGUUUACGUCAAAGCAACUACUGAAUCAAUCGAAGAGAGCGACUAAGGAUGAAAAUGCUGAGAAGACCAAAUUGAAAACGGCAAUUCAAAAGGGAAACAUGGAAGGUGCUAGACUUCACGCCGCCAAUGCUAUAAGAAAGAAGAACGAAUCGCUCAACUUGCUGCGGUUAUCCUCAAGAAUUGACGCCGUGGCUAGUCGAGUGCAGACAGCCGUGACAAUGCAACAGGUUACUGGAUCGAUGGCGAACGUCGUGAAAGGCAUGGAUAGAGCUAUGCAAUCAAUGAAUCUUGAGAAGAUCUCAAUGGUGAUGGAUAAAUUCGAAUCGCAGUUUGAGGAUUUGGAUGUACAAACAGAAUACAUGGAAGGGGCUAUGGCAGGAACCACCACCAUGACGACACCUCAAACCGAAGUAGACGGCUUGAUGCAACAAGUUGCUGACGAGCAUGGUUUGGAACUCAACCAAGAGUUUGGAAACUUUGCUCCAGGCACCUCCAUUGCUGGAUUGAACAAGCAAGAAGAGAAGGAUGUUGAGGCCGAUAAGCUAGACGAGAGACUACGUGCUCUGAGACAAUGAUCAACCUACUGUAUACC
Umbelopsis ramanniana AG is the source of this 718-nucleotide messenger RNA. RefSeq lists its product as uncharacterized. The transcript has 6 exons. NCBI's taxonomy places the organism in Eukaryota, Fungi, Mucoromycota, Umbelopsidomycetes, Umbelopsidales, Umbelopsidaceae. Gene Ontology annotation, biological process: endosome transport via multivesicular body sorting pathway; late endosome to vacuole transport; protein transport. The coding region runs from base 90 to 701 and encodes 203 amino acids. Gene Ontology annotation, cellular component: multivesicular body; ESCRT III complex. The record is from RefSeq and is a predicted model, not a curated record.